Coregonus sp. 'balchen' is the source of this 1147-nucleotide messenger RNA. The record is from the annotation of a GenBank genome assembly. Lineage: Eukaryota; Metazoa; Chordata; Actinopteri; Salmoniformes; Salmonidae.
AUGGAUGGAUGGGGCAGAGUUAACAGGAAGUUAGGACCUAGGCCUGAUGGAUGGAUGGGCAGUAACAGGAAGUUAGGACCUAGGCCUGAUGGAUGGAUGGGCAGUAACAGGAAGUUAGGACUAGGCCGAUGGAGGAGGGCCAUACGGAAGUUAGGACUACUGUGGAUGGGCAGUAACAGGAAGUUAGGACCUAGGUCUGAUGGAUGGAUGGGCAGUAACAGGAAGUUAGGACCUAGGCCUGAUGGAUGGAUGGGCAGUAACAGGAAGUUAGGACCUAGGCUGAUGGAUGGAUGGGCAGUAACAGGAAGUUAGGACCUAGGCCUGAUGGAUGGAUGGGCAGUAACAGGAAGUUAGGACCUAGGCCUGAUGGAUGGAUGGGCAGUAACAGGAAGUUAGGACCUAGGCCUGAUGGAUGGAUGGGCAAGUAACAGGAAGUUAGGACCUAGGCCUGAUGGAUGGAUGGGCAGUAGAAGUAGACUAGCUGAAUAGGGAAGUUAGGACCUAGGCCUGAUGGAUGGAUGGGCAGUAAAACAGGAAGUUAGGACCUAGGCCUGAUGGAUGGAUGGGCAGUAACAGGAAGUUAGGACCUAGGCCUGAUGGAUGGAUGGGCAGUAACAGGAAGUUAGGACCUAGGCCUGAGGAUGGAUGGGCAGUAUAACAGGAAGUUAGGACCUAGGCCUGAUGGAUGGGCAGUAACAGGAAGUUAGGACCUAGGCCUGAGAUGGAUGAGUAACAGGAAGUUGGAUAGGUAGAGGUAGUAACAGGAAGUUAGGACCUAGGCCUGAUGGAUGGAUGGGCAGUAACAGGAAGUUAGGACCUAGGCCUGAUGGAUGGAUGGGCAAAAUCAGUAGAACAGGAAGUUAGGACCUAGGCCUGAUGGAUGGAUGGGCAGUAACAGGAAGUUAGGACCUAGGCCUGAUGGAUGGAUGGGCAGUAACAGGAAGUUAGGACCUAGGCCUGAUGGAUGGAUGGGCAGUGUAACAGGAAGUUAGGACCUAGGCCUGAUGGAUGGAUGGGCAGUAACAGGAAGUUAGGACCUAGGCCUGAUGGUGGAUGGGCAGUUAACAGGAAGUUAGGACCUAGGCCUGAUGGAUGGAUGGGCAUAAGAAGUAGGAUAGGUGAUGGAGGAGCAGUAACAGGAAGUUAG